Camelina sativa (false flax) is the source of this 3248-nucleotide messenger RNA. Its product is annotated as beta-galactosidase 1. Lineage: Eukaryota; Viridiplantae; Streptophyta; Magnoliopsida; Brassicales; Brassicaceae. Gene Ontology annotation, biological process: carbohydrate metabolic process. The record is from RefSeq and is a predicted model, not a curated record. Gene Ontology annotation, molecular function: carbohydrate binding; hydrolase activity, hydrolyzing O-glycosyl compounds.
GCAUCCCAACCCAACAAAAAAAAAACAAGUUUUCUUCUUUUUGUUUGUUUUUUAACACUCAAGAAUAUAAUUUUCCUCCUCACAGAUCUUUCCUCAGGAAGAAAUAAGACAGCUUAAAUCUUUCUCUUCCACCACAUCUUCUUCCUUUUAUCUUCUGAGCUUAUUCAUUCAACUAAGGAAGAAUAUAAAUAUAAUAAAGUGGCAAAACCCAAAGUGAGUGAACCAACUUAAUAGGUAUGGGUUUGAAACCUAAUGCCAUGAAGAAUGUGGCUAUGGCGGCAGUUUCUGCUCUGUUUCUUCUAGGGUUUCUUGUUUGUUCUGUUUCUGGCUCUGUUUCCUAUGAUAGCAGAGCCAUUACCAUCAAUGGCAAAAGAAGAAUCCUUAUCUCUGGAUCUAUUCAUUACCCAAGAAGUACUCCUGAGAUGUGGCCAGAUCUAAUUCGGAAAGCAAAGGAAGGAGGCUUAGAUGUGAUUCAGACUUAUGUCUUUUGGAAUGGGCAUGAGCCAUCUCCCGGAAAAUAUUAUUUCGAAGGCAACUAUGAUUUGGUUAAGUUUGUCAAAUUGGUCAAACAAUCUGGUCUCUAUCUUCAUCUAAGGAUUGGUCCUUAUGUCUGCGCAGAAUGGAACUUCGGUGGAUUCCCUGUUUGGCUUAAGUACAUUCCAGGGAUUAGCUUCAGAACAGAUAACGGUCCUUUCAAGGCUCAAAUGCAAAGAUUCACUACAAAGAUUGUUAACAUGAUGAAAGCUGAGAGGCUUUUUGAAUCUCAAGGCGGUCCUAUAAUCCUCUCUCAGAUUGAAAAUGAAUAUGGACCAAUGGAGUAUGAGCUUGGUGCACCGGGACGCUCUUACACCAACUGGGCAGCUAAGAUGGCGGUGGGGCUUGGCACUGGUGUCCCUUGGGUCAUGUGCAAACAAGACGAUGCUCCUGACCCCAUUAUCAACGCUUGCAAUGGCUUUUACUGCGAUUACUUCUCCCCAAACAAGGCUUACAAGCCCAAAAUGUGGACCGAAGCCUGGACUGGAUGGUUUACAAAGUUUGGAGGCCCAGUUCCUUACCGUCCAGCUGAAGAUAUGGCCUUUUCCGUUGCAAGGUUUAUCCAAAAGGGUGGAUCUUUCAUCAACUACUAUAUGUAUCAUGGUGGAACAAAUUUUGGUCGUACUGCUGGUGGUCCGUUUAUUGCAACCAGCUAUGAUUAUGAUGCUCCUCUCGACGAAUAUGGACUUGAAAGGCAGCCUAAGUGGGGGCACUUGAAAGAUUUGCAUAGAGCAAUAAAGCUUUGUGAGCCAGCAUUAGUAUCAGGAGAGCCCACAAGAAUGCCCCUCGGAAACUAUCAAGAGGCUCAUGUGUACAAAGCGAAAUCUGGAGCUUGUUCUGCGUUCUUAGCAAACUAUAAUCCAAAAGCUUACGCUAAAGUUUCUUUCGGGAGCAAUCACUACAAUCUACCUCCGUGGUCUAUUAGUAUUCUCCCAGACUGCAAAAACACAGUUUACAACACAGCCAGGGUUGGUGCUCAAACUUCUAGGAUGAAAAUGGUUCGGGUUCCUGUUCAUGGUGGUUUAUCUUGGCAAGCAUACAACGAAGACCCAUCAACUUACAUUGAUGAGUCUUUCACAAUGGUCGGAUUAGUGGAGCAGAUCAACACUACACGUGACACUUCGGAUUACCUGUGGUACAUGACUGAUGUUAAAAUUGAUAACAAUGAAGGAUUUCUGAGGAAUGGAGAUUUGCCUACUCUUACUGUUCUAUCAGCUGGCCAUGCUAUGCAUGUGUUCAUCAAUGGCCAGUUAUCUGGAUCUGCGUAUGGUAGUUUAGACUCUCCUAAGCUAACUUUUCGAAGAGGUGUGAAUCUAAGAGCUGGUUUCAACAAAAUUGCGAUACUAAGUAUCGCUGUUGGUCUUCCGAAUGUGGGUCCACAUUUUGAGACAUGGAAUGCUGGAGUUUUGGGUCCAGUUUCACUGAACGGUCUCAAUGGCGGACGGAGAGAUCUAUCAUGGCAGAAAUGGACUUAUAAGGUUGGUCUUAAAGGAGAGAGUUUGAGUCUUCAUUCACUUAGUGGGAGCUCAUCGGUUGAGUGGGCAGAAGGUGCAUUCGUUGCACAGAAGCAACCACUAACUUGGUACAAGACAACUUUCUCUGCUCCAGCUGGAGAUUCGCCGUUAGCUGUAGACAUGGGAAGCAUGGGAAAAGGUCAAAUAUGGAUAAAUGGGCAGAGCUUGGGACGUCACUGGCCUGCAUAUAAAGCAGUUGGUUCUUGCAGCGAGUGUUCUUAUGCUGGAACAUUCAAUGAAGACAAGUGCUUAAGAAACUGUGGAGAGGCUUCUCAAAGAUGGUACCAUGUCCCACGGUCGUGGCUGAAACCAAGUGGCAAUCUAUUGGUUGUCUUUGAAGAAUGGGGAGGAGACCCAAAUGGUAUCUCGUUGGUCAGAAGGGAAGUGGACACUGUUUGUGCAGAUAUCUAUGAAUGGCAAUCAACCCUUGUGAAUUACCAACUGCAUGCUUCUGGCAAAGUUAAUAAACCAUUGCAUCCCAAAGUACAUUUACAAUGUGGGGCUGGACAAAAGAUUACCACCGUGAAGUUUGCUAGCUUUGGGACACCUGAAGGGACUUGUGGUAGUUACCGUCAAGGAGGCUGUCACGCCCACCACUCCUAUGAUGCUUUCAACAGACUUUGUGUUGGGCAGAACUGGUGUUCUGUAACAGUAGCACCGGCAAUGUUUGGUGGAGAUCCUUGUCCAAACGUAAUGAAGAAGCUCGCGGUGGAAGCCGUUUGUGCUUAAGUGGAAAGCAGACGCAGCAGCAAUCAAAAAGACUGUAAAGUAAAAGCUUUGGCAUGUCUUACAGGUUUCUGAUUUUAUUAGUAUGUUCUCUAUGAAGACGGCAACAAAACAAGUUGGUAAAUUUUUAUUUAAUCGCGGUGGAAGUUGUACAAAGGGACGCAACACGCCGUUCAGCAAUUUGCAGAGAUGUGAUUUAUAUGUAAAUAAGGCUUGGGAAGGGGUUUGGUAAUUGUAACCCAAGAAAGAAGAAGAAGAACAAGAAGAAGCACACUGUGACUGGAGAAUCUGAUGAGUCCAUGUGUAGAUUCUUUUAAUAGGAGCAAAAUCUAGGAGUAGUUUAUUCUCCAAGUUUUGCUUUGAACGUGUUUGUUGUUGUUGUUGUUGUAGUCUAUCAUCGAUACUCAUUAGAUGAGACAUUAUCUGCAAUUAUCUCAUUGCCUUAAUCUAUGAAAUGUUUUGCUUAAUAUGCAA